This is a messenger RNA of Williopsis jadinii, 2172 nucleotides long. RefSeq names its product Apl5p (gene APL5). The transcript has a single exon. Lineage: Eukaryota; Fungi; Ascomycota; Saccharomycetes; Phaffomycetales; Wickerhamomycetaceae. Gene Ontology annotation, cellular component: membrane coat; AP-3 adaptor complex; endosome membrane. Gene Ontology annotation, biological process: protein targeting to vacuole; Golgi to vacuole transport. The annotation marks the transcript as partial. The record is from RefSeq and is a predicted model, not a curated record.
GAAGUCAAGGCCAGGCUGCGCCCGUUCGGCUUCUUCUUUGAAAAGUCCUUGACGGAUCUGAUCAAGGGCAUAAGGGCCCACAAGGAUGUUGAGUCCCAGUUGAAGUUUCUCCAGAAUGCCAUUAACGAAUGCCGCUCAGAGGUGAAGAGCAGUGACAUGGAUGUGAAGACUAUGGCGGUGUUGAAAUUGAGCUAUUUGGAGAUGUACGGGUUUGACAUGUCGUGGGCCAAUUUCCACGUGUUGGAGGUGAUGAGCUCUUCGAAGUUCCAGCAAAAGCGAGUUGGCUACUUGGCUGCUUCUCAAUGUUUCAGGAAUGACGAGGACGUGUUGAUGCUAACCACCAACUUAUUGAAGAAGGAUUUGAAUUCGAACAAGUCCGUGGAGACGGGUGUUGCGAUAAGUGGUAUCUCCAACGUUGUCACUAGAGAAUUGGCUGCAGACGUUGUUGAUGAUUUAAUAAAGAUGUUAAACCAUUCCAAACCAUACAUCAGAAAGAAGGCCGUGUUGGCUAUGUAUAAGAUCUUUCUGAAGUAUCCAGAGGCUUUGAGAACCCAUUUAAACAGGAUCACUGAUAAGCUGGACGAUGAUGACGAAUCUGUCGUCACCGCUACAGUGACUGUGAUUUGCGAGUUGUCGAAAAAGACACCAAAGAUCUUGGUCAACCUGGCCCCAUUGUUUUAUCAGCUCUUACAGAACUCAAACAACAACUGGAUGCUGAUAAGAAUAUUGAAGUUAUUUUCUUCCUUGACUGCAGUGGAGCCUCGUUUAAAGCACAAACUGCUGAACCCAGUACUGGAACUGAUGUCAAAGACCAAGGCAUCGUCCUUGGUAUUUGAGUGCGUCAAUUGUUUAGUGAUGGGUGAUAUGAUUGAUGAAACAGACUAUGAAGUUGCCCGCCUCUGUCUCGAAGAAUUGGUUGAGUUCUUCCAACAAAACGAUUCAAAUUUGAGAUACGUGGGACUUUUGGCAUUUUUGAAGAUUGGAAAGAUCAAUCCAAAAUUCAUUGCAAGCUAUUCAGAGUAUAUCUUGCAGUUUAUUGAAGAUGAAGAUGUUACAAUAAGGGAAAAAUCAUUGGGAAUAGUACAAGGUGUUGUUGAUGAUGAGAAUUGUUUUACAGUGGUAAAAAAAUUGAUGUUACAACUAGUACCGGAAGAGUCGUCAACAUCGAAUGAAAAUGAUUCCUUCCCAAAAUUGUUCGCUAAGAAAACAGUCUUAUCAGAACAUUAUAAGCACGAAAUAGUUUACAAGAUAUUGGAAAUCUCGUCAAUGGAUAACUACACGAACAUCCCGAGCUUUGAAUGGUACCUAGCGGUAAUUUCAGACUUGAUCGAUCUGUCAAUAGUUAACAAUCUUCAAACAGGAGACCAACUGGGAGAACAAUUAAGAGAUAUUGCUGUUAGGGUACCAAGUGUUAGAAAAGAAGUGGUGGGAACGGCGAUUAAAAUUAUAAACAACAAAGAUGUCCUGGGGAAAUUACCAGCCGCUUUGAAAUACACUAUAUGGCUUGCAGGUGAGUACUCAGAGUACAUCAAAAACGGUGACAUCUUUAUUCAAACGAUAUUGUCAAAUGAAAGCAGGUUGGAGUUGGCACCUUAUGAUCUCCUAGAGUUAUAUAUUCCGGCUUUGGUAAAGAUCUACAGCAAUUACGUCAAUAAGGACCCAACUUAUUGGGACCUGGAUAAGUCUGACAAUAUUUCGUCUUUGACGAACAGAUUAAUCAAUUUUUUCGAAAAGCUAUCCAACUCAAAGCAUUUCGAAGUUCAAGAACGUUCCGUGGAAUUUUUGGAAUUUUUCAAAGUCAUCUUAGAAGCUAUUGAGCAACACGAUUUGAAUGCUUCCGAACCUCCUCUGCUAUUAACCGAUGCACUGCCUUCUUUGUUCAACGCUUGGGAAUUAAAUCCGAUCUCCUUGGGUUCUCAACAAAAAUUAGCUGAUCCAGAUUUCGACUUGGAUACUCCAAUUAACGAGGAAAUCUUUGAACAAUAUCUGAAGAGUGAUGAUGAUGAUACGGAUUUAGAAGAAUUUGAGGAGGAACUUUACGAAGAUUUGGGAUAUGUGGAACACGAGGAACAGAAGAAUGAGCAAGAGAGAAAUCCUGUUGUUGAUGAAUUAAAGAAAAAGGAAAGAGAAGAGAGAUUGAAAGACGACCCGUACUACCUUUCGAGCGAUAAU